Molecule: messenger RNA, 2992 nt
Organism: Marchantia polymorpha subsp. ruderalis
Lineage: Eukaryota; Viridiplantae; Streptophyta; Marchantiopsida; Marchantiales; Marchantiaceae
Source: the annotation of a GenBank genome assembly
AAUCUGCUCGACAUGGGGGCAGCGCCAAGUGUUGGGAAAGGGGGGAGAAGGAUUGUUGGAUGGAUGAGUUGUGGGGCUUGUGUUUGUGGCUGGAUUCGGAGGGAGGCAGGGAGGGGGGCGAGGGGCCGAACCUAGACGUUGAAGUGGCAGAAUUGUGAGGAGAAUUGGAUUUUUCUUGCUCCGUUUGCCCUUCGAUCCCGUGUCCCCGUCGGCUGCUGCUGCUGCUGCUCUCGCUGCGACGACCACCGAGACGAUGAUGGAGGUGACGUUGACAAUUGGAUGAGGAUUCGAUUCCGCUCGCUUUUAGGAAGGGAUAGAUUUCUGGUCGGUCGGAGUGUUGGCAGGAUUUGGGGUGUUCACGCAGCCUGGCUUGAGAAAAUUGGGUCGGUUUUGAUUUGAGAGGGCGCGAACGAGCGAGCGAACGAAGUCUUUUUCAGGUUUCCGAUGUCCGCAAUGGGGACUGUUCCCCAUGGGAUUUUCGCCCAGCAUCUUUGUCCGAAUUCUGUGAAGGGAAUCGAGGAAUUGGGGUCGGGACGCCGGCGGAUUGUGGGAGCACAAUUGGCCAAUUUGAGGACUCACAAUGCGGCGAUCAAGCGAGUCGGUGCUUCUCGAAGGUUAAGGGGCUGUGGGACCAAGCGCGGUGAUCAAAAUCGGAACGUUCAGCUCUCCACCCGUUGUACUAUAGAGCCCCGCGAAGGCAUCAGGAAUUUUGCGCCUGUGGUAGAGCCACAGAGUGUUGCAGUUCCAGGAUCGGGCGAGUGGAAAAAUGUUACAGAUAUCUGGAGAACAGCGGUGGAGAAGUUUGGUGACCAUGUAGCUCUAAACGAUCCGCAUCAUGAUCCUCCCACGAAAUUGACAUUUAAGGAGGCAUAUCAAGAAAUUUUGGACUUCUCAGAGGGACUUCGAGUUUACGGCUUGAAGCCGAGUCAGAAAGUGGCCUUGAUAUCCGAGAAUUCAUACCGAUGGCUGAUCGCGGAUCAAGGAAUUUUGUCAGCUGGGGCAGUAAACGCAGUAAGAGGAACUCGAUCAUCGCCCCAGGAGCUCUGUGGAGUGAUUACUCACUCGGACAGUGUGGCGCUCGUGGUGGAUACUCCUGAAACGUAUAACAAGUUGGCAUCCCACCUUCAAGUCUCUUUGAUGUUCGUGGUCGUUCUUUGGCCCUCCAAAUCGGCAAACGGACAUGGGAGCGCACCAUCAGGCACACCGACGUACACUUACGACGACCUUAUCAAAACCGGGCGCACCAGCCUGUCUAGAAGAUAUAUCAGUAAGGAAAGCGCACCAUCGGACUCACGCAUGUACACGGUUGAUGGUUUCAACAGUCCUGGGUUUACCAGCCCCCAAGCUCCAUCGGACGCCAGUAAAUCUACAGACUUGGCCACUAUCGUGUACACAAGUGGGACAUCGGGCAGUCCGAAGGGAGUCAUGCUGUCACAUGCGAAUCUGCUUCACCAGAUCGUCAAUUUGCCCGAGGUGGUGAAACCAGUCCCAGGGGAGAUUUUUCUCAGUCUGUUACCCCCUUGGCACAUGUACGAGCGAUCUGCAGAGUACUUCGUCCUAUCACAAGGUGUUUGUGUCGUAUAUACGUCCACUAAGCGUUUCAAGGUCGACUUGGCCAGAUAUCCCACGGAUUUCUUCGUCGCCGUACCCCUAGUAUUUAGUACGAUGUACAGUGCGAUUAUGACGCAAAUUGCCAACGGGAGUGCGGUGAAAAAGGCGAUUGCCAUGACGCUUAUCGCUGCAAGCCUAAAGUACAAGCAAAUGGAAAAACUUAUUGACGGUCGAGCUUUGGCAUACGCGCGUGUAGAGCAGUCUUCUGGAGCAGCUAAGACACAGUGGCUAAUAGCAUCCUUUAUGCUUCUAAUUUUAUGGCCUUUACACAUUUUGGCACAAAAGAUAGUAUUUUCGAAAAUAUUGGCAUCCAUUUGCAUAAAGAAGGCUGCCAUUAGUGGAGGUGGAAGUCUUCCUAGUCACAUCGAUAAUUUUUUUGAGGCCGUUGGAAUAACCGUGUUAAAUGGAUAUGGCCUCACUGAGACGUCGCCAGUUGCUGCUGCCAGGGUGGCUCAAAAUAAUGUCCUUGGGUCUGUAGGGCGCCCUAUAGCAAAGACUGAGAUCAUUGUUGUAAAUCCCCUCACCGGCAAGAGGAUGCCACCUGGUGAGAAGGGCAUUGUGAAGAUUCGAGGUCCACAAGUUAUGAAAGGAUAUUACAAGAAUCCGGAGGCCACAGAAAAAGCCAUAGACAAAGAUGGAUACUUUGACUCAGGUGACAUAGGCUGGAUAGCUCCGUUCCAUGAAGUGGGUGCCGCUAGAAAAUGUGGAGGAGUUUUGGUACUGGAUGGUAGAGAAAAGGACACGAUUGUGUUGUCUUCAGGAGAAAAUAUUGAGCCAACUCAGAUUGAGGAAAUUGCCCUGCAGAGUUUGUAUGUGAACCAGAUUAUGGUUGUUGGUCAGGAUGAGCGUCGGUUGGGAGCUUUGAUUGUUCCCAACCGAGACGAAGGUUUGGUAGGAAUUUUGUCAGAGGAGGAAUUGGAACAGAAGAUCCGUCAAGACUUAAACAAACUUGCUCCUCAAAUGCAGUGUCCGAUAGGACCGUUCAAGCUUAUUGACGAGCCUUUCUCGGUAGAGAAUGGCUUGCUCACUCCGACGUUGAAGAUGAAGCGAGGUGUGAUAUACGACAAUUAUAGCAAAGACAUUGCUGAUUUAUAUCCAAGUAGGAAGUAAGUGAACUUCACUCCGUGAAGAUGUACAGAUAGGGUUCUUCAUGCCCUCAACAGCUUGAAAAGCAUGAAUUGUGGAAGGUUCCCAUGAAUGUGGUGCUGUUGAGCUUCGGGAGUAAAUCUUGUUUAGUUGCCACUUCUAAUUCUACUUGUACAUUAUGGCAGCAAACUAUGAACAUGUGUUGAGUACUCUUGUGUAUCAUCUGUACAUAUUUAGAAUGUAUAUACAGUGGUUAUGUAUGUACAAAGUGGUAAUAAAUGAUUCGUUUCUCGCC